Molecule: messenger RNA, 1435 nt
Organism: Penicilliopsis zonata CBS 506.65
Lineage: Eukaryota; Fungi; Ascomycota; Eurotiomycetes; Eurotiales; Aspergillaceae
Exons: 6
Coding region: 207-1139 (310 amino acids)
Source: RefSeq, a predicted model, not a curated record
GAUUUUUGGACGCAGGCUGGAUUAUUGCUGAUAUCAUUUAGCAUGACAAUUUAAAAUUGCCAUUGAGUCAUAUCGCUCUUCACUUAUAUUGCCUUAUACCCUUCAUUUUUUAUUCUUAACUCUGUUCUUUCCACCCACAGAACCUUGACAAGUGCGCAAGCCCGGGCCGUUCGUCUCUCCGCAAACGGAGCGAUACAAUUUCCGCCAUGUCCACUACGACAGGUGCCUUUAUUGCUGGCGGUAUUGCGGCCUGUGGAGCAGUCACGGUCACUCACAGCUUCGAGACGGUCAAGAUUCGCUUACAAUUACAAGGCGAGCUGCAAUCCAAGACCGAGGCGGUGAAGAAAUACCGGGGUGUUUUACACGGUGUGAAAGUGAUUUUACAGAAUGAGGGACCUCGAGGCUUAUUCCGUGGUAUUGGGUCUGCUUAUUGCUAUCAGAUUUUGCUCAACGGGUGCCGCCUCGGAUUCUAUGAACCCCUACGCACUGGUCUGACUACGGCCAUCUACGACGAUGCAUCCGUUCAGUCCCUGGGCAUCAAUGUCUUCUCUGGCGCUGCCUCGGGUGUGAUCGGCGCAGCUGCUGGCUCACCAUUUUUCCUUGUCAAGACGCGCCUCCAAUCUUUCUCGCCGUUCCUUCCCGUCGGCACGCAACACAAUUACCGCAAUUCAUUCGAUGGCCUGUCAAAGAUCUACAAGAGUGAGGGGUUUAAAGGCUUGUACCGAGGUGUUGGCGCCGCCAUGAUUCGCACGGGCUUCGGCAGUUCUGCUCAAUUGCCGACAUACUUCUUUGCCAAGAGACGCCUGAUUGAACACCUGGGAAUGGAGGAUGGACCGGCUUUGCACUUGGCCAGCAGCACUAUUUCCGGUUUCGUUGUCUGCUGUGCGAUGCACCCUCCAGACACCGUUAUGUCCCGCCUGUAUAACCAGACCGGAAACCUCUACAAAGGUGUCUUUGAUUGCCUGUAUAAAACAAUUAGUACAGAAGGCCUUUUUGCAAUCUAUAAAGGCUACUUUGCUCAUCUUGCUCGCAUUCUCCCUCAUACAAUCCUGACUCUCAGCUUGGCGGAGCAGACGACCAAGUACAUGCGCCGACUGGAGGAUCGUAUGCUUCCCGAAUCAAUCAAAGACAAGAUCUAAGAUUUUAAUUUUCGAUAUCUUGUUCCGCCAGCUAUUUUCUUGUUGCCUGUACAGAAUAUCUGUGUGAGAGAGACCAGGAUCAUUUCGCGGCUGGCACGAAUGGUCGGCUUUGAACACGGGUACAGAUCGGUCCAUCGCUGCCUUAACAGCGUUUAUAGAUUUGACACCUGCAAAUAAUUAGACAUAUAAGUAUCAAAAACCAUGGGAAUGCAAAUCAAUAGCUCGAUAGACAUUACAGCUCUGACCUGUCAUUCUUUUGCUGCCCGAAAUUAGAAAAUCGAUAUAUUGGUUGCCCU